AACAUGCGCAAACAGCAUGCGUGUUGGGGAUAUGUUGACAAAUUACAACGAGUGGUCCAACACACUGUUUUCAGUUUGGCGAAACUUUUAUCAAACUAGUAGUCUAGUCAUCAAGGCUUAGAAUGCCUCAUUUAAAAGAACCAAAGGUGACAGAACCUUUAUGGAAAGAUUGGGAUUACAAGGCACAGAAGAAAGGGAUCCGUCACACCGUUUACUCUGUAAAUGGUGACGAAUACACCGGGGAAUGGCUAGAUAAUAAAAAACAUGGCAAAGGAACAUAUAAAUGGAAAUCAACGGGAGCUAUUUAUGAUGGAGACUGGAAAAAUGGAAAAAGGAAUGGUUUUGGAACACUCAGCACACCUGAUGGAAAAGGUGGAUUUAAAAAAGAAUAUUCUGGAGGUUGGAAAAACCACAUGAGACAUGGUUAUGGAACACAGUAUUAUUCUGAUAAUGAAUAUUAUGAAGGAGAGUGGUAUGCUGAUAAAAGAAGUGGCUGGGGAAGGAUGUACUAUGCUAAUGGAAAUAUAUAUGAAGGAGAAUGGUAUGACGAUAUGUGCAAUGGACAAGGAAUGUUGCGAUUAGCCAAUGAAAACAGAUAUGAGGGUGAAUGGAAGGAUGGGAAGAAAAAUGGAAGAGGAAAAUAUUUUUACUUGGACAAGGGUCAGCUUUAUGAAGGUGUCUGGGUUGAAGAUAUUGCUAAGUGUGGUGCUAUGAAAGACUUUGGCAGACAACAUGCUCCUGAUCCUACAAAAUAUCCCAUAACUGCUAUAAAACUAGCAGAACCAGAACUGGUAUUAGAGGAGGCUGAAAAUAUGUUUCUGCAAGAACAAGAAUAAGGACAAUAUUUGGGUGUCUAUUUGGAUAUCACGUUUGGACCCUGCCUGAAUACUUCAACAUCCACAGCCUCAUGUGGAGGACUGACAUUUCAUUGAACACUUGGUGGGAUUUAUGUCAAUAUUUGUACAUCUUGUUUAUAUGUUAAGAUAUUUGAAAUGUAAAUAUACACUAUUGUAAAUAAAUAAAAGUAACAAAUAUA
Lingula anatina is the source of this 1036-nucleotide messenger RNA. Its product is annotated as MORN repeat-containing protein 3. NCBI's taxonomy places the organism in Eukaryota, Metazoa, Brachiopoda, Lingulata, Lingulida, Lingulidae. The record is from RefSeq and is a predicted model, not a curated record.